ACCAGGAUGGGUGCGAGGCUAACAGCCCAUCUAACAGGUUGUUGUCCAAGACGAAUCGAAGUUUUCUAUUCGUUAGCUUGAGCUUGGUGAUUAUGAGAAGAACACCCGUCCGAGGACCAAAUUCUGCCCAGUUUUGGGAAUCUUGUCUGUCCUCCCCUAAAGGGGCUUGAGUUAGCCAUGCCUCUACAUUCAUAAAACUCCCCGAGCAGUCCUGCUCUUCAUCACGGCUCGGAAGGAAGCGGUCGGAGGCCGGCUCGGCGGCGCCUAGUUCUACAACGCCUAGCGACCAGAAACCGGGAGAGGAGAAGGGCGCACCAUAUUGAGACCCACGCUACAAGACCCUUCUCGCAACCAAGGGUAGUUUCAUGGACAAGUCCGACCUGGGCGUCACGAAUACGAGCAAAAAACUUUGCCAUACUCUCCUGGGAAAGAAGCAGACUAUUCCUCGGGAUUCCCUUUUCCGCGACGAUAUCUUCGAGUCGACCUGCCGAGUGAUGGAAGACAAGAAUGAGGCCAUAGUCAUCCGGGAUAUUAUCCGGGAUAUUACACCGCUGAUCCCCGACUACUCGGUGGGAUUCAGGCGUGAGGCCUUUACAGAGGAUCGACUUAGCAAGCUCUCGCCAUUUAUUGGCGACUGGAUUUCCGGCGACUGGAUUUCCGGCGACCUAUCCUUCCUCAUGGCCACGUACCUCAUGUACUUCCCCUUCCUCACUUGCGAGGUGAAAUACGGCGCCGCAGCGCUGGACACCGCCGACCGCCAGAACGCCCACAGCAUGACGAUUGCGGCCAGGGCCGUCAUUGAGCUCUUUGAAGAUGUCGACGGGACCGUUGCGUCUACUGUUGAGGACAAGGCUAGAGAAGAUGGCAAGCCAUCAACGCUGCCCGUCUCGGAGGUCUCUACCGGCUAUAUUCGCCGCCUUGUGACCGCCGCCGCCUCCGAGCAUCUCGGCAAUAAGGUCAUCUCUGCCGUCGUCACCGUCCCGACCAACUUCACAGACAAGCAAAAGGCCGCCUUGGUUGCUGCUGCCAACGCCGCAGAUCUCGAGGUUCUGCAGCUCAUUAGCGAGCCCGUCGCUGCGGUACUGGCUCAUGAUGCGCGCCCCGAGGCCGAGAUCAAGGACAAGAUCGUGGUGGCUGCGGAGCUGGGCGGCACCCGGUCCGACGUUGCCGUCGUCGCCAGCCGCGGUGGCCUGGGGCUGAGGGGGUUGACGACUUGA
Lasiosphaeria miniovina is the source of this 1217-nucleotide messenger RNA. RefSeq names its product Hsp70 protein-domain-containing protein. The transcript is spliced from 4 exons. The record is from RefSeq and is a predicted model, not a curated record. NCBI's taxonomy places the organism in Eukaryota, Fungi, Ascomycota, Sordariomycetes, Sordariales, Lasiosphaeriaceae. Bases 366 to 1217 code for a protein of 283 amino acids. Gene Ontology annotation, molecular function: ATP binding; ATP-dependent protein folding chaperone.